Molecule: messenger RNA, 5196 nt
Organism: Ananas comosus (pineapple)
Lineage: Eukaryota; Viridiplantae; Streptophyta; Magnoliopsida; Poales; Bromeliaceae
Exons: 10
Coding region: 109-4797 (1562 amino acids)
Cellular component (GO): exosome (RNase complex); nucleus
Source: RefSeq, a predicted model, not a curated record
GUAUUAAUCCCCUUCUCUACGGCUUCUCGUCUCCGACCGUGUAACCGUCGUCUUCUUCCUCCCGACCCGCGGCGUAGGGUUUGGGCGGCGAAGGAGGAGAUCUCGGCCAUGGCGGCGAAGCGCGACCGCACCAAAGCCUUCGCCUCCACGGCCGCGUCGGGAAACCCUAAUCCUUCGGCAGAGUCGAAAGAGGACAAAUCCCGCGAGGAGGGGGAGAUCUCCUCCGGUGACGAAGACGCGGUGGGUUUUAUACCCCCUCACAUCGUGCUGAUUGGUUCGCAUGGUCCCAGUGUUAGCACAACAUCCACAGAACCCAGUCGUAUCACCUUGGGCUACAGCUUGUCUAAAACUAUCAAAAUAGGAAAUAAUUCCACUGUUGGUAAUGUGCCUCUUCAGAAGCAGAGCUACAGUAGAAACUUUAGAAUGAAGCAAACCCCAUUUAAGGGUACCAACAAUCGAAGUCUUUGUUGGCAGAAGAAAAGCACAGAUGAUGACCUUGUAAUUAGUUUUUCAGAUGAUGACAGUGGGAGUGACUCUGGAAAAUUGAAGCCUAAGACGGAGCCAACCAUACAAAAGAAAGACAUUGCAACCAGGGCAGGUACACACAUCUUUCCUAUGAUAUCAGCACAGGAGAAAACCAAGGUAGCAAGACAAGAAGCAGGUCAUAACAUAAGUCAGAUAUCAAAAAGUGGUUUUGCAAGCCAAGCAUACAUUUCAUCUAUCCCUAGAAAUGCAGGGACCAAUACUGUGGGAACUUCAAAGGAUCCUCAUAUUAUUAAAAAGAAUACUGCUGCCAUAAAGACAUCAACAAACCAAGUAAAUGAGAAUGCUUGCCAUGCAAAUUCUGCAGAAAACAGAUUGGAAAGUUUGCGCCAUGAAAUUGCUCAACGAGAAAAUGAAUUGAGAGUUCAGAAGAAAUCUUUGGCAACUAGUGCGGAAAGGAAUUCAUAUUCACCUACCAAGCUGUCAGGGCAGUGUAUGGAUAAGGCUGUAGAAUUGCCACCUAGUGGUCAACCAAUGAAACGCCAGAAGCUUGAACCGCAGCAUUACAAUAUUCAAAGCUUAAAGUUGACUUCCACCACUUCUCUAUCCAAGAACAAUGAACAACAUAUGCAAAAAAGUAGCUAUCUUGAGGAAGAUGGGUGCUUAGUGAGAACAAACUCAAAAGGUGACUGCCAAGGUAAUGAAACAACUAAAAAUCAUACGGUAUUAUCCAAAGUGCAGCAUGCAGGAGAAGAUAAUGGCACUUGGCUGCCUACCAAGGAUUUUGUCUCUUCUGUAUCUGAUGGUUUGCUGUCUAAGCAGCAGAAUAGUAGUGUGGUUGCUGGCAAAUGUGUUCAUUCCAGGAAGGAUGUUGUGCUACCUGAUUCUUCCAAGCUGUUAAAUCAAAGUCAAUGCUUGAUGAAAAUGGCAUCUGGUUUGGAGAGUGCAGAUCUCUUGACUUGUACUGAUCAGGGAGACAUCCCUCUUGAGGGGACUAUACAAUCUUUAAUGGACUUGGAGGAACUUCAAGACAGGGAGUUGGAAGAGGCUCAGGAGCAUCGGCGCAGGUGCGAACUUGAAGAAAGACGAGCACUUAAAGCCUAUCGUAAUGCGCAAAGAGCUUUAAUCAAAGCCAGUGAGAGAUGUGGCAUUCUCUAUAGGAAUAGAGAACUAUUUUCCGGCAGGCUUCAUGGCUUAAUAAUGGAGAACUUUUGGCAGAACCACAGAGAAACUAUGUUGGAACCCUUAAAGUAUGUUCCCAAAGAUAGCCAUGAUUUUCUAUCUAUGUUGAGUGAGAAGAUACCUGGGGAGCAAAUGUUAGAACGGUUGAGUAAAAAGUCUAACAUUCAAUGCUCUGAUACUCUUCCUCAACAACGGAACGGACAUGAGUCUACGUCUGACCAGUGCUGUGAGCCUGAUGCUAGUACAUCAGAUCCUAAGGAUGAUGAAGAAAACUUUACUUCGGAUAGAAUUGAAUCAAGAACAACCAGUCAUGGCAAUUUUGAAAAUCAUGUAGACGAAAUUGUGGAUGUGGCUUGUGAAGAAAAUGAGCUUCUGGAAGCUGCCUUGAGGUCCGAACUAGUAGCACGGAUGGGUAAUAGAAAAUCAUCUGAAGUUACUAAUGUAAGCAACAUCAAAUGCCCUAUUGAUAAAGCAACAGGGACUGAACAGGAAAGGCCUGCUGCUUUGCUUGAACAGCAGUUUCUGGGGGAAGAGGAAAAUGACAUGACAGCAUGUGAAGGUACAUCAAUGCCUGUAAGAACCAUUAACCAGAUAUCUGCACAGCUACAUAGCCAUUCUCCUGGCAAUGUUACCUCCGGUAAUGGCAUCAGUAAAGUUAUAGAAACUGAAGAUAAUAGCUCCUCCGUGAAAGAUGUGCCUGAUGUUACACAAGAUUGUACAGGAGCAUUUAACCCAAGAUGCUCUCUAAAAACUCAAAUGGAUUGUAAUACAUUUGACCCUAAAAUUGAUCCAUUCUGGCCCUUCUGCAUUUAUGAACUUCGAGGAAAAUGUUAUGAUGAAGAAUGUCCUUGGCAGCAUGCCAAAAGCUAUUCUUGGAGAAAGUCAAAAACAGAAGGCCAGAUUUCUUGUGGUCUAUUUCAGCAUCUUAUGCCUGUACCUAUAUAUCAUGUUGGUUCAAAUCUUAUAAAAGAUGAUUCAUACUUAUCAUGCUCCAUGCUGGCUCGCAGUAUCUGGCAAUAUUGGCAAAGGGGGUUUUGCGCUUCCUUUCCUUUACCCUUUUCUGUUCUAAGAAUUCUUCCACCAGAUGCACCAUUCUUACCAAUUGGUGAUGGUUCCAUUGCAGAUUAUGAUAGAAACAGGCAGUUGUUCAAUUUCCGAGGUCAGGGUGGUAAUAUGAAGAAACCCACACAAAGGUUACCUGAUUCUGAACAAUCCUUGGAGCUGGCACUUGAUUUUUCUUGUGGAAAGGUCUAUAAAGCAGACAGGAAGAAGGCUCUUUCACAGAUAUCACGAGCUAUUGAGGCUGAUCCUCAUUCUGCUGUUCUGUGGAUUGUCUAUCUGCACAUUUACUAUCAAAAAGAGAGAGAAAUUGGGAACGACGAUAUGUUUCUGCAUGCGGUGCAAAACUGUGGAUCUUCCUACGAGCUGUGGCUUAUGUAUAUAAACAGUCGGGUAAAUUUUGAUGACCGUCUGAAUGCUUAUAAUGGUGCUUUGAGUGCACUCUGUUCUAUGAAAGUGACCUGCAACACAGAAAUCAAAGAUAGAAGUGCUGUCGUCUUAGACGUUUUCUUGCAGAUGGUUGAUUUCUUAUGCAUGAGUGGCAGAGUAGAGAAAGCCAUUUCUCGAAUCCACAGAUUUAUUCCAGGGAAAAAUUCUGAAUAUUCUGGUGAGAAAUAUCUAACAGAUUUCCUCUCUUGCUUGCUAAUCUCUGACAAGUGUAUAUUCUGGGUUUGUUGUACAUACCUAUUGAUAUACCAGAAACUCCCAGAAAGAAUUUUAGAACAGCUUGAGUUAGAGAAAGAACUGUCUUUCAAGAUAGAAUGGCCUUCUGCUGAAAUAGCGCCAGAUAAGAUAGACCAGGCGAUAGAACUGUUCAGACAUGCAUUUGAUCAGGUAGCUUUAGAAAUUGAUUCGAAUUCAUCCAAAGAAGAAUCAUCUUCUGUGAGGGCAAUUCAUUUUCUUGCUAUUAGUCACAUUAAUUGUGUGGCCGCACUACAAGGUAUACACUCUGCAGCCGGUUUGUUGGUUAACUACAUGGGUUUGUACCCAAAUUGUGCUGAAAUUUUUCUUCUUUCAGUUCAAUUUGGGGAGAAUUAUAGAGGAGAUGUCGUGUUGGGAGGGUUUGAAGAGGUUAUCUCUAAUUGGCCUAGAGAAGUACAAGGUAUUCAAUAUCUUUGGAAUCAAUAUGCUGAACAUGUUUUGGCAAACAAAGGAAUUGAUUUUGCCGAAAAAUUGAUGACAGAGUGGUUUCGGUUAUUUGGAGAAGUUACAAAUCCUCAAUAUAGGAGCGCAGGAAGUGGAGAAGAUAGCUUAGUAGAGUCUGAAAAUGAUUAUCCGACCAAUGCUGGAGACGAUUUCUUUUGGUUUCUAAAUCUUUUUCUGUACAAAAGCCUGCAGAAGAAUUCAUCAGAAGCUCAACUUGCUAUCGAUAGAGCCCUACAUAUGGCAGGUCAGAAAUACUAUAAACACUGUUUAAGAGAGCAUGCUGCAUUAUAUUUUCUAAAAGAAAAGGAAUCCCCAAACCCUGAUUCAGUUUGCGCCGUAUUGAAUCUUCUUAGUGGAUACCUCAGAGAUCGACGAACUUUGCCUGUAAAAGAACCACUGUCAAGAAGAUUCUACCAAAAUAUUAAGAAGCUUAGGGUAAAGCAGUUGAUGGAUGCCACUCUGGGUCCAGUUUCGCCAGAUUGUUCUUUGAUAAACACUGUUCUAGGAGCAUGUCAUGGCCCGUCACUCCUCCCGCAGAAGUUAAAUGAGCCAAAGGACCUGGUCGAUUUUGUUGAGUCCAUCAUGGGAGUUGCUCCGUCAAACUAUAAAUUAGCUUUGUCAGUGUACAGAUUCACAGCUAGAAAUUUCACUGGUGAGGGCCUUAUGUUUUGGGCAGGCUCUAUUUUGGUUAAUUCGAUACUUCAGGUUGUGCCAGUAGCUCCAGAAUCAGUGUGGUUACAAGCAGCUAAUUUGUUAGGAAAUCUAGGGGUUUCAGAGAUUUCCAGAAGGUUUUAUCAGCAGGCGACGUCGGUCUAUCCUUUCUCUCGCAAGUUGUGGCAGUCAUAUUUGAGUCUCUCUAAGACUGCUGGAAAUGGAGAUAGUAUUAUGGAAGCAGCAAGAGAAAGAGGGGUUGAACUCUCGACCUAAUGCCAUCCUAAGUUAGGCAAUACCGGUAAAAAACGUUUUAGCUUAAAACUGAUUUAUGUUGUAUUAGGAGAAGCUUAGAGAUAUCCAUACAGUAGUUUUCAUCAUAAUACACAGUUUUGGGUGGUACAGCGGUGGUGACUCUCGAGUGGACGGCUGUGAAACAGGGAAUUUGUACAGGAAGCAAACGUCAGGUAGUAAUUACAAUCUUCAUAGAUUACAGACAUUUUAUACACAUCUUGCAGCAAGUUUUUGGAGGGAAUUGGUUGCCCCAUUUGUAUUUUCCUUUUUCGGAUCAAUGUAGAUGGUAAACUUCGUUGUAUGUUUCAUUUUCAGAGAAGAGAUUGCUACUCAAUUAUCACGGAAAGUUAAAAACACCAGCAGCUUGUGUUGUUAUAAGCC